GGUUGCUUCUGCGUCAGUAUCCUUGGUCGGUGGGGAUUGCUUCCCCCAACCCGCUUGUCUCUAAUUUUUCUUUCACUUCUUGAAAAGAAGCUUAAAAAGAGAAAAGCAGAAGAUGAUCAUUUUAUAAAAGUUAUAAAACAUGGAUAAGCAAAAAGAAGAAAAUUAAAAAGCCAAGUAAAAAUAAUAAAACAAAAUAGUAAUUUUGUGAACCGGUGGCAACCAGUUUAACAAUGUGGCAUGUAUCAUUUUAUGUCUGUACUUUUCAAAUGGGCUCGUAUCACACACUGGUUUGCAACACGCAGUUUUUCUUGCACAGAAUAUCGCGAUCACUAGUUGGGUUGAUAGCAUUCUUCCUCGGCACAAUGACGGAUUACCUUCCAGGAGCCUGUCCACUUUCUUUAGUGUGAUUUAUUUAGCAAAUCUUCCACCAGACGCUUGGAUUCUUCCCAGAUUUUCACGUGAACAAACGCCAAAAUGUUUCUCAGUCUGCCGUUUGGCGUCAGAGAAUUUUGACCCUGCCCACCCCUUCAAAACCAACUUGAAGUCCUCUUUGUCUUAUGUCUAGAGCCCCUUCCAGCUUGCUGUGCGCAACAACUCACAAAACUGUCAACGGCACAGGGGAGAGGCCAGACCGUGUCCGAGCCAGGGCGACGGCAGGUCCGUCGUUUCCCCUGCGUAUCUGACCAGGGUUGGCGAGGACCCAGACCCACAAUCACAAAGGCCUCUCCCCAGAGCGUGGAGCUAUGUGCCCAGAAUUCUGCAGGGGGUAGGAUUCUCAGUGGCCUUUGCUACGACCAGGUCUCCUUGAAGGCACCCCUUCCCGCGGGGUACAGGCUGCGGCGUGUGGAUCUCGACCCUGGCCGGGCUUUAGCUCUGCAGUGCACCAGGGCGGAGGCAUGGGGUUAGUCCAGGGUCACAGCUUCCUCCUGCUGCAGCGGGUGGGGGUCGUGGCGCCCCCUCCUCCACCCUAGCCCAUGACUCCAGGACCCCGGAGCCUCUCCUUCCACACACUCUGGAACCUUCAGACCCCGAGACGCCAGCAGCUCAUGGAGAACGAGCAGAAUCCCCACCCCCACCCCAAACCCAGGCGGAUCCCCAGGCCCCCGGACGGGGGCGCAGGGCACAGGCCCGGGUCGUUGGGCGGGGCGCUUGCCCGGAUUGGGAGAAGCCUCGACACUUUGUAGCGACCGUUCCUUUUCCGGCGCCUCCAAGGCGGUGCGGGCAGGUGCGGGCAGAGCACGUGUGCGCGCCGAGCGCAGAAGCCGGGAGCCAGUUCCGGGCUGGGGUGAGCCGGAGGCAUCUGGGUGAAGAGGGGCCCCAGCGGACUCCGGAUGCAGCGCCUCCUGCAGCUGCUGUGUGGCGGGGGCGACGCAGGUCCGCCCCUGGCGGAGCUGGUGAGCUUCACAGGCAGGAUGUGCCGGGAGGUCCAGGACGACCCCGCCCGGGCGCAGCCCUUGGUCACGGCGGUGCUGAGCAGCCAGCUCCGCCUGCACCUCCUGAACAGCGUGGACGUGGCCCUGGUGUGCGCCCGCGUGCUGGCCCAGCAGCAGCAGUACCUGGCCGCCCGCCAUUUGCUAGAGGGAUGCCGGGUGCCAGGAGGCAGCCCCGAGCUGGUGCAGCUCUGGAAUGACAUUCACUACUGUCUGCUCAUGAGGAGGCUUGGCGUGGCCCUGCUGACCCCCGUGCAGAAGUUCAGGUGCAGGAAGAGGAAUCCACCGCCUCCCUUCCUCUGCCCUGACGGCCUCAGAAACCGGAACUUCCCCAGAGAAGUUCGCCAGAAGCUGCAGGACUUUGCCUCGAGAGUGAGCGCCAGCCCCAGCAAGGCCCAGCGGGAGGACCUGGCCUCGGAGACGUGCUUGACCGUGGAGCAGGUCACCAACUGGUUUGCCAAUUACCGGCGGCGCCAGAGGGCCCUUGUGCAGCAUGCAGCGCCAGCCCAAGAUGCGGUGGACAACCCCAGCGUGACGGGGGCAGGUCCACGCCCUCUGCAGCCUGCAGGCCACCCCCACCUUGGCUCUGGGUGUGUGGACAGGCCUCAGUGGUCAGCAGGACCUGAGGAGAGUGGGCCUGUACAGACCCAGGAGGCCACCCAAGGGCCGUGGGAGCCCCUGGCCCCGACCCCGGACUUCUCUGGAGGUGGGACUAUGCCACAAUCACUGGCUUCCAGGUCUCUGCAGGGUGGUGAGAGGUACCAGCAGGGACCUGGCCACGGUCCUGCCGCUCUCCCCACUGUCCGCCCUAGCCCGGGCCUCUGCCCUCUGGCUGCUGGCAACGACACGCUGGACCCCUCUCUGGCUGCCUCCAAGUCAUGGCUGAUGUCCCGUGCACUGGCGUCCUCCAAGGAAGAUCCCCUCCAGACUGGGCAGCUGGUCCGCGGUCUUGGGGUCGACUUGGCCAUGCACCCCCCAGAUGCUGCUGUGGCUGCGUCCGUCGCUGCCCCCGGUGAGCCCAGCCCCACAGGAUUUGCUGACCCUCCCAGCGUCAACCCCCAGAGCACGUACCUGCAGGAAGGUCCAGGCACCAGCGGUGGCCGGGCAGAGGGACUGGCGCGUGGCUUCUUGGUGACACAGCCCCCAGCGCAGGCUCCCAAAUUCAUCCUUGCCCAGAGGUGCUGUGUCCUGAUGGCCAGGCCUCCAGUGACGCCUGCUGGGGAGCCAGGAUGCCCCUUGAGCAUUCAAGGGGCGGCCUGGGCUGAGCUGCCCUUCAGGAGCCCGGCCGGUGCCCCAGGGGGAGCAUGUGUGGACAUCCAGCAACACAAGUUCAGAGCCUUGUCCCCACUGGAGGGAGGUCCCCAGAGUCCCCUGGGGUCCUGCUGAGAAGCACUGAGGGCAGCUGAGCCCGCUGCCAUGUUGGAAAAGUUUGGUUGGCAACUCCCUAUACUGGAGGCAGCAGCUGAGGUCAGAAGUCAAGGUGGGUCUGUUCUCAGGCAGCAGCUGGCUGCAGCUAGGCUCCUGGGCAGGGCUGGGCAGUGAAGCCCUUCUCCAGAGAGGGAGGUGGCACUGCUGGCCACCCUCUCGCCUGUCCUGUCCUGUGACAAGGCCUCCCUGACUUGGUGAGUGCAGUGUGGGCUGCGUUGGAUAUGGCUGUGCCCGGGGCUUCCUCAGAGGCUCGAGUGCUUGGGGAGAGCCAGCUAGGGUGGGACGGGCCCCUUCCCCUCAGCCUGGGAUUCACUGUGUUUGCUGCACCAAUGUUCUGUUCAAUUAAAAGUUUGAUGUUCUGAACUCCCUCAUUCUCAUUCACUCAAGUGUGUCCUGGACGUCUGGCCCUCUCAU
Vicugna pacos (alpaca) is the source of this 3272-nucleotide messenger RNA. Its product is annotated as anomalous homeobox protein-like. The record is from RefSeq and is a predicted model, not a curated record. Gene Ontology annotation, biological process: skeletal muscle fiber development; regulation of transcription by RNA polymerase II; regulation of skeletal muscle cell proliferation. Gene Ontology annotation, cellular component: transcription regulator complex; nucleus. Lineage: Eukaryota; Metazoa; Chordata; Mammalia; Artiodactyla; Camelidae. Gene Ontology annotation, molecular function: RNA polymerase II cis-regulatory region sequence-specific DNA binding; DNA-binding transcription factor activity, RNA polymerase II-specific.